Messenger RNA from Apis cerana (Asiatic honeybee), 2417 nucleotides. RefSeq lists its product as uncharacterized. The record is from RefSeq and is a predicted model, not a curated record. Lineage: Eukaryota; Metazoa; Arthropoda; Insecta; Hymenoptera; Apidae.
AUGCGGGUGCGCGACUGCAUGCGCCGCUGCGCCAUAGUACCGCAACCCGCCGUUCGUCAUUGUCUCGGCGCCACAGUCUAUCUCUCCGUAUGUACGGAGCCGGCUGAAGCUGAUCGUUCAGCACGUACUUCCCUUCCUUUCCUUUUUAACGUGUACUGCCUGCUAUUUCGACACACUUCUUAUACAAUGGUACUUGCAGAUACAAAUUUGGCAAAUCUUCUUCGUGAGCAGCAACAACAACAAGAACGACAACAAGAACAACAACGAUGUCAGCGAAAAUAUUAUUACGAAGGUAAUAGAGAAUUUCCAUUAGAAGGGGAGAAUCAGCAAUAUAAGUCUACGACAAAUGGGAAUCCAGAAGAAAUAUGUGUGACGAAUUUAGUGGAUGGAGAGAGCUUAUGUUAUAGCUUAGCUCUAAUACGAGGUCGUGCACCAAUAGCGUGUAACUUCAUCACUGUACGAAAUCAAGAAAAUCAAAGUUCCGAAUGGCCAAUCGUGUCCGGUGAAUUUCGUGCGAUAGUAGAACUAACACGAGGUCCAAAUAAGUUGGAAUUCGAAACAGCAGGUCAAAGAAAAGGACUUGUUUUAAUUCACGAACCAAGGACAACAAGACUACGCGUAACUCCCGUCUAUGUGAUUUGCUCUGGGCACGAUGGAUAUUUCCAAGGUCCACGAGGAGAAGAUCGGUCGCCGGAAAGCGCUGCGACAAGAAUAGGUCUUGGUGCCCGACUUUUACAAACUCUCACCGCCGAAAAGUUAAGGGAGGCAGGUUACGGAAGGAAAACGUUUCAACUGGAACGAGACUUGGAUGGUGCAGAGUGUUUGGUUAUGCACAGCAUGCUUGAUGUCGAUCGAGCACGUGCGAUGAAUCAACGGGAACUUUGGGAAUUAAUCGCACGUGAAUUAAUGACCGGUCCUUUGGCAUCGAAAGAUCGCAAGUAUCUUGCGUUUCUUUCGUGUACCAGAUAUCGAGGGGCACCAAAUCCACGCACUCACGAAGACACUCUUGCGAGAACUCAAGGACAUGCCGCGCUCGGUGGCGGUGGAUUAGCGUUAUUUGGUUCAGCUUGCCUUCAUACAUGGCCCACCUGUAUGGCUCAAAUAUUGUCUAGAUUUCUUGACGCCACAAUCAUCGAUACGGAACAAUUAAUGGAUGAUAGUAAUUAUCGCGGCACACAUGGUGGCUGUUUCGCCACAACUCUUGGUGCGGUUCUCCAUGAAUUAGGGCACACUUUCGAUCUUGGCCAUACCCGUGAAGGCAUAAUGGGCCGCGGAUUCGAUUACGUUGAUCGUGUAUUUGUCGGAGCAGCUGGAAUCGAUUUCAAUCGCAACCCCGUACUACGAAGAGAUCCUCAACAUACAACGAUCGCAUUAAGUAGGCCACUCAGCGUGACGGUCACAAUACAAGAACCGUAUGCUCUAUUAGCAAGCCCUCGAAGAAAUCGUCUGCUUUCCGAAUCGUCCCGCCCUUCGUCUUCUCAAAAUCCUUCACGAUUACUCGGCAGGCUAUCCGCACCCGCUAGUCCAGAACUCAACAGAUCCUUUUCCAAGAGUCUCUUACAAACUCAACCUGCAUUGGAACAAACCCCUAAUUCACAAACCGAUCGAACAUUUUGGUCGCCGUCUUGCGCAGCAUUUCUCGCCUAUCAUCGAUGGUUCAACAGCGAGAUGGACAACGUUUUUACUCGACCUUUCCACGACAUCGAAUAUGAUGGGAAAAGGAAUGUCAUAAGAUCGCGUUUUGGAGUACGAGUAAUAGAACUUAGAGAAACAUCUGGUGGAAUGGUGGUUGGUUCUCGACAGUUUCCAGGCUCUCGGCCACCUUUGGAGACGUUAGUUCCACUAGCUCCACCACAUAUUAUUGCCGCAUUGACUCUCGUUGCUGAAGAUUCGACUGGCAAUAUUCUUAAAUAUCCUCUUCCAACGGCAUUUUGAAGUUUGCAACAUUAUAUUGAUACGCUUUAUUACAAAUUUUAUAUUUUAAUAGACAAUACAACCAAUUCAAAUUGCCAAUAAGUCAUAUGUUGUUUUCUAAUUUUCUUAGAAUCGAUAAGCACGAUUUAAUAUAAUUAAUGAUAAUGCUUGGUCGCUAAAAAUAAUUUGAACAAAAUUCAAUCUCAAUAUAUAUUUGCUUUUUAAUUAUUAUCGAUGUUUGUCUGAAAUAUGCUUAUCUAAAACGCUAUAUGUUACAAAACAUAUUUUUUCCAUUAUGAAUAAUUUUUAUGAUCACUACAAUAGUAAAGCUUUUUUAAUCAAAAUUAAAAAAUCUUAUACUCUAUGAUAAAUUUCUAAAAUGAUAAGAUAACGAUAAAAUGUUAAGAGUAAGUAAGUGAAUGUAUGUGUGUGAGAGAGAAAGAAAGAGAGAUGUAUAUGCUUGUAUUUAAAUGAGAGAAGAAAAAAUAAAAAUUUCAUACAUU